This is a messenger RNA of Paramecium sonneborni, 1748 nucleotides long. Lineage: Eukaryota; Ciliophora; Oligohymenophorea; Peniculida; Parameciidae. The record is from the annotation of a GenBank genome assembly.
AUGGCUUUUCAUUAAGAAUAAAUAUUUGGAGAAUUGGAGGAUUGUUAUUAGGCCUUUGUGCCAAAAAAACAAAAAGUCAAAUAACAAUAAGAUUAAAGUGAUUUUUAAGAAUUAUAUCAUUUGACAGUUGAAUAAAUUGAUUUAGAGUCCAAGGAUAUUGUUGAUAAGAAGUUUUUAAAAUUAUCAAAUUCAAUUUUAUUAUGGAUUGAGGAUGAAUUGAAAAACACAACAUUCUAAAUUUUAGAAUUACAUAGUUUAACUUAGCAACAUCAUUAUGUUUAAAUCAAAUUUGGUUUUCUUUUAGUAGAUUAAGCAAAUCUCUACUCAGUAUUUUCUUUCUAUAGUUCUCUAUUGAAAAAGAGAGAUAACCAUACUAUUUUAAAUUCUAAUUGUGUUGAAUUUACAAUGGAGGGAGGUAGAGUAAUUGAUCAUUCACUCAGUUUUGAAUUAUUUGAUAAAAUUGAUUAUAGUUUACCAGAUUUAUUAAACAAUGUUUUGAAUAAUUGUUCUAAAUAAUUUAAAUCAAAUGUAAGAGCACAUACUUUAAUAUUUUUGAUUUCGAAAUAUUUUGUUUCAGAAGAUUUAAGUGAUUUAAAAAAGGCAUUAUUAGAGGAAAUUAAACUUCGUUAUCCAAAUACAAUAGGAAAUAUCAUAUUUAUUUUACCAUUAUAAUCUACUGCUACUGAGAAUUAUGAAAUUACUAAAAUAUAUAGUUUUAGUGAUCCAAAAAAGAUGUUUAUCCAUUUAUUAAUCAAACUUAUAUCAAAUCCUUAAAUUCCUUUACUCUCUUAAGAGAUUUAUUCCUUAUGGGAAAAAGAUUUUAAGAUUUACACAUUAAAUUAUUAAUAAUAGCUUUUUAAAAUAAAGUAAGCAUAUUUCUUAAUGUAUCAAUCUUUACAUUUUAUGUAAUAACAUAAUAAGAAAAAUUUAACAAUGAAAGAAUUGCUUGAUACUCUAAGAAAUUAGCCAAAUAACAACAUGAUAUAUAAACAGUACUUAUAAAAAAGAAAACAAUUAAGUGAUGCUAUUCUAGUAUUUAGUAAAUAUAUAGAAUAAUUGAAAUAUGAAGUAAAUAUAUUGUUGAAUAAAAUUAGAAUCAAUAAGAUAUAAAGGAUUUUAAGUAGAAACUCUUUGGUUUAUUAUGUUCUAAUUAAGCGAGUAAAUGGUUUACUUUAAGUCAUGAUUGUAAAUUGAACAAAGCAAAAUAAUUAUUUAGAGAAUUGACUUCAAUUGGUAAUGAAUAAAACAUAGAUGAAUCAAUUUUAAUGUAUUUAGAGAAUUAAAAUUAUGAAAAACCAUAAAGUAAAAAAUAGACUGAUAGAUUUGCUUAACUGACUAAAGACAAUGAAAAAGUUAAAUUUGAAGACUACGUUAAUUAAUUCUUAAAUUAAUAUAUUGUAUCUACAAUCAAUGAAAUUAAGAAAUCCUGUUCUCAAUAUAUUUUUAAAGAUUUCGAAAAAUAUUUGGAAUCUACAAAUCCUGAUGUUAUGAACCAUUUACAUACAAAUUUAAUAGAUACCUGUACAUCAAAUUUCAAAUAAACAGGAGAAAAUUAUGCCAAGAUUUUAUCUUAAUAUUAAGUGGCCUUGUCUAAUUUGAUUGAAAAAUAGGAUAUGAUAGAUUUUUAGACUGCAAUAGCAAAUCUUAAAAUCUUAGGAUUGAUAGAGGAUACAAAAAGAGUUAAGCCUACAAUUCAAAGAGCUGUUUAUGCAAAAUAAAUGUAUAUUAAUUAUAAUAAUGAAUUUUGA